This is a messenger RNA of Rosa rugosa (rugosa rose), 1665 nucleotides long. RefSeq names its product aspartic proteinase NANA, chloroplast-like. The transcript is spliced from 2 exons. Bases 15 to 1499 code for a protein of 494 amino acids. Gene Ontology annotation, biological process: proteolysis. NCBI's taxonomy places the organism in Eukaryota, Viridiplantae, Streptophyta, Magnoliopsida, Rosales, Rosaceae. The record is from RefSeq and is a predicted model, not a curated record. Gene Ontology annotation, molecular function: aspartic-type endopeptidase activity.
GUCGCAUUCUCUCCAUGGUUUCAUCCCAGAAAUUUUGGCAAAUGAUGAAGGGGAAGACACCCAGUUCGUUCCUCUUCAUCUUCUCAUUGCUUUCCAUCAUCGUCAUCAAUGGAGAUGGGUCUCUCUUUGUUAACUCAAACCCUGAUCACGACGAUGAAGGUUCCAUGACUUUCGAGCUAAUCCACAGGGACUCUCCCAAAUGGCAUGGGAACCAUCAAAAGCCUCCCAAAAGCCAAAGACAACUCAUCAUAGAGCGUCACCUCCGUGAUAUUAAUCGCCAAGAGGCUAUAUACCCGCUACGAAAGGACGGCAUUAAAUUGAAGAUGGAGUCGGGUGCAGAUUUGGGUACUGGGGAGUACCUGGCCGAAGUAAAAAUUGGAACCCCUCCCAAGAAAUACACGUUGGUUUUAGAUACAGGGAGUGACCUCACAUGGGUCAAUUGCAGAUAUGACUGUAAAGAUUGUCAGCAUGCACGAUACAGAGAUGAGUUUUAUGGAGAACAGGAUAAAUUUUAUAGAGGAGACGGUGACAAGGGCGUCAAUGUAUUUCAGGCCCACCGAUCUUCGAGUUUCAAACCUGUACCAUGCGAUUCUAAACAGUGCCGACGUGGGCUUCAGGAAAUGGGGUCCAUGACUGUCUGCCCUCACCCAUCGUCGCAUUGCAUGUAUAAAAUCAGCUACUUGGGAGGGCAACUUGCAUUAGGUUUCUUCGGCGAAGAGAUUUUAAGAGCACCCCUCACUACAACCGGUAGGACUCUAAAGCUGCAACACAUGGUAAUUGGCUGCACAGAGACGGUCGUUAAGGGACUGAAAGCUGAUGGCAUAUUGGGUUUGGGGUUUGCCCAAAGCUCGUGGGCGGAUAAAACUGGUAGGAACUUCGGUCCCAAGUUCUCUUAUUGCCUGAUGUCUUUUGACAACCACAUGAACGUGACAAGUUAUAUCACAUUUGGUGCCAACAAGAAAGCUGCAUGGCACCCCCCUUUGACACGCUUCAAAUUUUUUUUGCCGUCCUCUGGUCAGUAUGGCGUGAAAAUUGUGGGCAUAUCCGUUGGGGGAAAACUACUAGACAUACCAAGUCAUAUAUGGAGAUAUGAUAACGUUACUGGUGGCGGGACAGUUUUUGAUUCAGGCACAAGCAACUCAUGGCUGGCCUGGCCAGCUUACGACGCUGUUAUGGCUGAAUACAUAAAGGCUCUCUCAAAAUACGAAAGGUUAAAACGAGAUCCGAAGCUCCCAUUUGAGUUUUGCUUCAAGUCAACAGGAUUGGAUUGGUCUUCUGUGCCAAAAUUCACAUUUCAUUUUGCAAAUGGAGCUGUAUUUGAGCCACCAUUGUGGAACGUCAUUCCUGAAGUAGUUAACACCGGCGAAAGGUGUGUGGCGAUUGUCAAGUCUAACACGUACGUUGGCUCUCUGAUUGGCAACAUAAUGCAGCAAAACUUUCUGUGGGAGUUUAAUUUAGAGGAGCAGACAAUCGGUUUCACUCCUUCCAGUUGCAUCUAGUUUAUUAUUUGUUCGAUCAAAUUUUGAAUUCAUUAAUUCAUCUACUACUUUGUAUUUGUAAUUCUGUUUCUACAUUAUAUGUAACUGCGUAUUUAAUUCUUUGCUUUGUACUUGUAAUCCUGUUUCUACAUUAUAUAUAACUGCGUAUUAAAUUCUUCUUGCAUCA